AUGGGUUCAUCUUCAGAAUUCCCAGAAUCUUUUGUCCGACCAUGGAAAGAGCUCCUCCAGUCGCGACGUGAUGAGCAAGAGGAUGAUUUCCCAAGCUACUAUGUCAACAACAUCGAUUCUCUCAUCACCACCAGCUCGCCCAAGUCCCUAUACGUAGGAACAGGCCAUUCGAUAUACACGCGAGCUCUUCUCCCUGCAAUACUGAGCGCCAAACAUUCUGUCCAGCUCAUCACUUGCUACUGGGCUGCUUCGCCCUCCCUUGACGCCAUUCGCGAUACCCUUGACCAGCUUGCUACGGCGCGUAUCGAGGCCAAUGUCCAGACACGUCUACAAAUGACGAUUGGGUUCUCGUCGUUUGGCUUAUUUCAGAAAUUGUUUCAUCCGGCUUCUCGAGAUGGCUAUGUCUACGACCCGUCUAAAUGGUCGAAGCUGGGACUUCCCGAUCAACAAUUUCUGCAAAAUGCUCGCAUUGAUCUCACUGUGAAGAGUAUCUUUUUCACGCCCCUGAGUGUCAUGCAUCCCAAGUUUGUGAUUGUCGAUGGGAAGAGGGCUUGGGUACCAAGCUGUAACGUUAGCUGGGAGCGAUGGUUCGAAGGAUGUGUGGAAGUCGAGGGCGCAAUCGUGGAUCGUCUUCUGGCCUUUUAUGAUCGUGUUUGGGGCCAAGGUGAUGAGCCUCGGGGGACGCCCGACUACAAGGAUGAUGCACAAUCUCGACUUCAGGCCAGUGGGGAGGCGUCGGCGACACAACAAAUCGAGUUCCCUGCCAAUGGUCCUGUUCCAACCAUCUUCCUCCCUUCGCCGCAUCAUCGCAACCCCAAAUUCUCCCUCUUCCCCUUCCUCGCGCAAACAGAUCCGCCCAUAACGCCUCUCAAUGCAGCGCUUCUCACCCUGUUCACCAACGCGCAGCGAAAGAUCACCAUUCUUACUCCCAACGUUACCUCGUGGCCGGUUGUCGAGAGUCUCUUAGAUGCGCUCGCGCGUGGUGUCGACGUUCAAAUCCGAACAAGCAAAGGCAUGAUGCUUAUUGAGCAGCUGGUCACAGCGGGUACGACCACAUCUUGGUGUUUGCGCAAGUUUAUCCAGCGAUACAAUGACCUCGUCAACCAGCCAAGAAGCUCAGAUCCAGAGAGCCAGGCCCCUGCACCUGGCAAAUUGGAGAUCUUUUACUACAGACAGCUCGACGCCAGACGUGAUGAAGACGACGAACCUGUUAUGACGAGUAUCUGA
Messenger RNA from Fusarium sp. VM40, 1227 nucleotides. NCBI's taxonomy places the organism in Eukaryota, Fungi, Ascomycota, Sordariomycetes, Hypocreales, Nectriaceae. The record is from the annotation of a GenBank genome assembly.